Molecule: messenger RNA, 7152 nt
Organism: Vespa crabro (European hornet)
Lineage: Eukaryota; Metazoa; Arthropoda; Insecta; Hymenoptera; Vespidae
Gene: jub
Product: LIM domain-containing protein jub-like
Exons: 7
Coding region: 2967-5756 (929 amino acids)
Biological process (GO): response to hypoxia; cytoskeleton organization; regulation of DNA-templated transcription
Cellular component (GO): transcription regulator complex; adherens junction; nucleus
Molecular function (GO): transcription corepressor activity
Source: RefSeq, a predicted model, not a curated record
GGAGAGUCUUGCUUCCGUUUGAAUUCUUGACAAGGUAACGACCAAGAAACGGCAUAUCUACUAUAUAAGUACAUGCGAUUCGACGUGUCGUUUGUAAGUACGUAGACUCACGUGUACAUUGACACGCGUACACGCACGCACACAUACACACACACACAAACAAAUGCACGCACACGCACACAUACGUCAAACUUUGGAACGCCAAAGCAAGCAGAACUUCCGUUGCUCGAGGCGUAGUCGAAGUUGUCGACACCGUCAAAAGGUAUAGGAAUUUAAUUCGGUGGCAAUAAAGGAAGUUGAAACGUUGGAAUGCAAAGUAUUAAGUAAAUCGAGAGUUAUUACAUUUAUCAUUCCCUUCUCUUUCGAUCUACGAAAGAUAUGUUUUCAUUUAAAAGCAUGUGUGAUAUUAAAAAGAAAAAAAAAAAAGAAAAAGAGAAAAAAGGAUGGAAAAAAGUUCUUUAAUUUAAAAAAACAAUUCUUAGGAAACAAAUUUAAAAAAUAGAUAUAUAUAUAUAAAUAAAUAAUGAAAUAAUAUUGAAGAACAUUUUUUAUGUUAAGAAAUAAAAAUAUAAAAUUACAGCGCUUAGAAUCAUUCUCUCUUUGGAAGGGAUAAAAGCAACCAACAACAGCCAGACCGGCAUAUAUCUCAUAUGCAUAUGCAUCGAACACCAAUAUCUAUCUAUACGUAUGUAUGUAUGUAUGUAUGUACGGUAUUAUCAUUUAAAUCUACACACAGAUAUAAACAUAUACGUAAACACAUCGUACUAAUACAAAUUCUCUAACUACAUUCGUGUACAUUAUUAUCAUUUAAACGUAGCGUUCACUUAGACGAGACACUCGUAUGGAUUCUCGACUAAUUACAUGGACGAUAAACUAGUAUCUUUGCGUAUAUAUAUAUAUAUAUAUAUAUAUAUAUAUAUAUGCGUAUGUGUGUGUAUGUCUCUGUGUGUAUGUAAGAGUAGCGUGGAAAUGCACGGGUACGAUUCUAUUCCCGUAGAUUCUGAACUAUGCGUUGUGCAUAGAGGCAACGUUUCCUGUGUGCUCUCCUUGCCUUUACAACUCCCUUAUACGUUUUACGUUACAGCAUGAACGCGUGCUUCUAUGUAACAAGAGACAUCCAUGUAUAUAUAUAUAUAUAUAUAUAUAUGUAUGUAUGUAUGUGUCUAAGUACCAAUAUAGAAGGAUGGAGAUCUUUGUGUUUGUGUGGUAUGGUGGGUGUUCAGAACCGUACGAUGCGAACUUGUUGUUUAUUCCUCGUAUCGACAUGGCACCUACACGAGAACUCGAUGUCACUCUCGAUGCACACUUGGAACGACACAACGUGCAUUGGUCACUGCACUUCCGUCCUCGAGAAACAUGCUCGCUCGCUCUGUUCACGUGAGUUCAUGCGAUACAGUUUUUUCUUUUCCUUCUUCUUCUUUCUUUUUUUUUUUUUUUUUUUUUUUCUUUUACCUCCAUAUAUGCAUCCAAGUACCUAUGUGAUUAUUUAUGAUGUCAAAUGUCGUUUUAUAACGAGAACAUCUUUUAGUAAUUAAUUAUGAUGUCAUUUUUAUUUAUUUUUUUAAGUUUGAGUCUGAAUAUGUUCUAGGAAAAGAUACAAAAAGGAUAGAAGAAGGGAAUUCCUUUAUAUUGUAGAUCAUUGCGGUCAGCGAUCUCACAGAUCGAGGCCAUUAUAGAAUACAAUAAUAAUGUUGUAGAUCAUGCGAUUAUUAUAUGUAUAUAUAUAUAUAUAUAUAUAUCCAUUGAUCGAAUGAGUUUUGUUUUUUCAUUUCUUUCUUUCUUUUUCAUUUUUUUUCUUUUUUUUUUUUUUCUUUUUUACGAGUUGACAGUUCGUAAUUAUUUUUAUCCAUGGUGGAAGUGGAAGAUCGAGAAACGUUCUUGGAUAAAGAAGAAUUUGUUGAUAUUAUAUAGAUCAUUGUGGUGAUCAGUGAUCUCAUAGCGAGAUCGAGGGCAUUAUUUAACUACAAUAUUAUAGAGAUCAUGCGAUUAGGUAAAUAUAUGAUUCAUAUAUAUUAAUAAUUUCAUGAUUGUCGAAUCAUUUUACCUUAUUUGAAGAAUUCAUUGAAAACUUCAUCGAUUAGAAAAUAAUACAAAUGGCGCAUGCUCGAUUUAUCGAGAUCUAGCUAAUACCAAUUGAAUAACACGCGCGUUGGAACGAUCACGCACGAUCACGCGCAGGUGUUCCAGCAAAAGGUGGUGAUUUUCGGACGAUAGAGAGAGAGAGAGAGAGAGAGAGAGAGAAAGAUAGAGAAAGAAAGAAAGAAAAAAAGAAAAAAGCGAAGAUUCAGGGACCUAACAACGUUACGGGAAUCGACCUGACGAUUUCGUGUGACAGAGAAAGAAAACAAUAUAGAAAGAAAGAGAGAGCGAACGAGAGAGAGAGAGAGAGACGAAGGAACGACGCGCGUGUGCUCGAGGCGCCUUCAUCGCGGGGCGUAUCCCAAGAUCGCGAGGUAAAAAGCGUCAUUUCUGAGUGCGUCAUUGCGUGUCCUUCCUCCUACUCUCUUAUUCGUAGACUUUGGUAUAUCCUGGUUUGGUGCAAUUUACAAAUAUAACUCAUAUGCGUCGCCAGAGAAGGAGAGCAAAAGUGAAAGAGAGAGAGAGAGAGAGAGAGACAAAGUGUGAUACAGAGUGAGAAGAAAGGAGUAAGUUGCGUGUGUGUGUGUAUGUGUACAUGUGCGUAUGUGAAAAAGAGAGAGAGAGAGAGAGAGAGAGAGAGAGAGAGAGCGACACAGAGCAUCGAACUCGAUUUGACAAUCGGAUGGACGAAGAAGAAGAUCGGCUUUGUGUUUCAUCGCGAUGAGACGUUAGUUAAAUUUUUCCUUUGUCAAGAUAAGAUUUUGAAUUUCUUCAUUAAACCUUUUUUUAUUUUUUAAGUUUCGUUUCUCUUUCUUCCUUCGAAAGUGAUAAGAAUUUUUUCUCGUGUUAUCAAUCGUCGAUUCGUUAUCGUGAUUUAUUCAUUGCCAAUGUGUAACUCAGCCGACGCUUCGUACGUGCAAAAGUUAGGUUAUCUGCAGUUAGGAGAUGAUAGCUCGGACGUUGUUGGUACCCCCGGUACCGCUAGGCUUUCGGGUUCAAAACCCGAGGCCCAAGUGCCUGUUACGAGAAACGUCACUGCCAGGAAUGAUAUUAGGAUACCUGGUAGACCCGUAGGUGCUAUCGAAAGCUUCAUCGAGGGUAACUCUUCUGACAAUUCUAGACAAACUAUUUCUGCUGAUUAUAAGCUUUACGAACGUGAGAAUAUUAUAGCUGCUUCGAGGUUUGCUACUCCAAAGCCUGUUGAACAAAUUAGUGCUCAACAACAACAGCAACAGCAGCAGCAGCAACAGCAACAGCAACAGCAGCAGCAGCAGCAACAGCAACAGCAACAUCAGCAAAGUCAAGGACGUGUUAACAAUCAACAGGCACCUGUAUAUGAAAAUAUAGACUAUUAUCCGCAGCAGAGUCAACCACUGCCUCCUUAUUAUCAUCCAGUUGAAUCUAGGAAAAGUCCUAGGGAUAGUCCUAGAGGUUCCCUUGCUGGAGAAUCUUAUGAAGCUAAUUUUAGAAAGGCACAACCUCAAGUUCCCACUGGAAGUCGUUAUCAAACUGCUUCGCCUGCUAAGGAACUGCCGCCUUACGAAGCUCCUCCUGUUUAUGAGAAUAUUCAGGAAGUUCAUUAUACGGAUAAUGCUCAAAAUAAGCCUGGGCCUCAAGUUCCAUCUAAUUAUUAUCAUCCUGCUAAUAUCAACGGAGGAGAUUAUGUCAUUAUGACUGGAAAAGUUGGACAAGGACAAGCACAACGUGGCAUACCUCAAAGUUUGUCUUAUACGCAACAAAGAGGAAUGAAUUCUAGGGGUCAGAGUUAUGAUGGAUCAUGUUUACAACGUGCAACUGUUGAUUGUCCUUCCAGAUAUCUACAAGGAUCAUCUUCCAAUGCUGAUCAUCAGUCUGGUAGAAGCGCUUAUGUACCACCAUCUGAACUACAUACUCCAACUAGAAACUUUAGCUAUGAUCAACAACAGCAACAGCAACAACAACAACAGCAGCAGCAGCAGCAGCAACAACAGCAGCAGCAGCAACAACAACAACAACAACAACAACAGCAACCUUCUAGAUCAGGACUACCUUAUCACAGUGAAUCACCUCCAAUACGUUUGCCACCAGAACCUCAUCAUUAUCGCAGUUCUCUUGAUAAUACUGUAGCUGGACAGCAGGCAUAUCGUACGUCCCACCAAAAUGACAUGCAGCAAACGCAAUUUCGUCAAGAUUCACAAGUAUACAAACAAUUUGUGGAGCCAUCUACUAGAAGUAUGAAUCCAAAUUAUUCUACAGAAACUCAAGCUAGAAAUUCUCCUGUAUAUGGUAGUCGUUCAGAGCAACCAUCUUGCAGAAAUUCUCCAUGUUAUUCUCCCAAUCGUACAAUGCCACCCAAUGAUAGGAACUAUCAUCAAGAAAAUAGGUCAGAUUUUUCUGCUAGGAAUUCACCAAUUUAUUCUUCCAAUCGUUCUGCAGAGCAAUUACGUUUGGGUUCUCUCCAAAAUGAGAGGAACUUUGCGCAAGAUGCAUCCGAAUCGUCUGGUCCAAGGAGUUCACCUUUAUAUUCACCAAGCCGUACUGAUCCUGGUAGAGUUAUUACACCAAAUAGUAAUAGUAUCCGUAAUUCUCCAAAAGCAAGUCCAACUCACAGUCAAAUUCCAAGUGAUAUUGGCUUACAAAAUGUAACAAAUUCUCCUAGACACAUUUCACCUCCUUCUUCCACCAAUGCAGUGGGAAGUCCUGUACAUGUGCAAGUGCAAACACCAGUGACCAGUACUGUGACUUUAACCAAUGAUUCUGAUUCAACUGUUAAUGUACCUAGAAUUACAAGCCUACCACCGGGUGUUACCAGUGGCAUUGCUGGUCCUGUAUUUCUGAAUGCUGGUGUACCUGUAUUACAAAGAUCCUCAGAACCAGAACCUGAAGAAAGAAAAUUGGUUAGUCCACCUAUAAAGCCUACUCCUGGCAAAGGAUUGUUGCCAUACAACGUCAUUCCACCUAGACCAUCGGGUCCAACGGAAGCGGAAAGGAAGAUAGAAGAAUUGACGAGACAACUCGAGGAGGAGAUGGAGAAGCAAGAGGAGGAAGGAGAAUAUUUUGGUAUUUGUCACACGUGCGGUGAAAAGGUGACCGGUGCUGGACAGGCCUGUCAGGCUAUGGGUAAUCUUUAUCAUACGAAUUGUUUUAUAUGUUGUUCCUGCGGAAGGGCUUUACGCGGCAAAGCAUUUUAUAACGUUCAUGGAAGGGUUUAUUGCGAGGAAGAUUAUUUGUAUUCCGGUUUCCAACAGACAGCCGAGAAAUGUGCUAUUUGCGGUCAUCUCAUUAUGGAAAUGAUCUUACAAGCUAUGGGAAAAUCCUAUCACCCAGGAUGCUUCAGAUGUUGCGUAUGCAACGAGUGUCUCGAUGGUGUUCCUUUUACGGUAGACGUAGAUAAUAAGAUCUAUUGUGUUAACGAUUAUCAUAGAAUGUUUGCACCUAAAUGUGCAUCUUGCGGUAAAGGGAUUACUCCGGUCGAGGGUACCGAAGAAACAGUUAGAGUUGUUUCCAUGGACAAAGACUUUCACGUGGAUUGCUAUGUUUGCGAGGAUUGCGGCAUGCAGUUAACAGACGAACCCGAUAAAAGGUGCUACCCACUCGAUGGUAGGCUCAUGUGUCGCGCCUGUCACAUCCAACGCAUAUCUCAUACACAACCAAGAGCACCACAGCCAGUAUCUGCUAGCUAUCAAUUUAUGGGAUAAAAAAAAAAAGAAAAAGAAAAAAGUUAUAUAUAUAUAUAUAUUUAUAUAUAUAUAUAUAUAAAUUUGUAUGCGUGCGCGCUUCGCUUCUAUUAGAAAUGUUUCAUUUCAUUAUAGAUUUGCGCACAUAAAAGCCAUCCUAUAUAAUGAUUAACUGUGCGAACUUGUGCUUCGAUCACAUCAGCCUGAUGAAACUUUUGUCGAAUUGUCUAAAAAAAGAAAAAAAAAAAAAAAAAGAAAAAAAUAACAAGAAAAGAAUAAAAAAAAAAGUAAGACUGCUCCAUAUAAAUAUAUACACUGCCUCUUGGGAUCAAAUAAUAUAUAUAUAUAUAUAUAUAUUUUUUUUUUUCUUCCUUUUUUGAAACAAUUUUUUGUCAUGAUACAAUCGAAGUGCUAAUUUCAAUUAAAGAACAAUCGAUUUCGAGACAUGCCUAUUAGCGAAAUAUGAUGUAGUAUGUGUAUUUAAUAUAUGAUUUUUUUUUUUUUUUUUUUUUUUUUUUUUUUUUUUUUUUUUUUAAAUAUUGUUUCUUUCCUACGGUACUCUUCGAACACAGUGGUCUCAUUAGGAUGAGCAAGUUGCGCAGGCAACUGUGAUAUAAUAGCAUAAUAUCGAUUUGUUAAAUGGCGAACAUUUUAUUCCUUUUACUUCGUGUAUAUAAGUACACAUGUCUCAUUGUUAAUAAUUAUUAUAGUUAUUAUUAUUAUUAUUAUUAAUAUUAUUAGUAGUGGUAGUGUAAUGCGUAUUGUUAGGGAAAAUUUUAUCUAUGGAAAAACAAAACUCGGUUCAACGUCCCAGGUGAAAUGGCAAUUCCUUCGUAUUAAUUAUAAUAUUUAUAUGGAAUAUUAAUUAGACGUAGGAGCCGUUAAAUCCUUUAAUAUAUUAAUUAAUAUUUAUCAAGGAUUUGUGCGCUCUUUCAGUCGAUGCUGAUACAAUAUAAAACGAAUAAUAUGACAAUAUUGAAAUAUAAUCGUGAAUAUUCUUGUUCUCUUAAAAUGUUAGAUUUGUCUUUGUCAAUUGCAAUCAAACAAGUGGAAUGAAUUUAAUAGAUCAUUUAUUAUGUAUAUAUAUAUAUAUAUAUACACAUAUAUACAUACAUACAUACAUAUAUAUAUGUGUAUACACAUAUACACACACACGAUGUAGUUCGUGGUUUAUUAUAUUAGAAUUUAAGCGCACAAUUUUUAAGCUGCCAAAAAAGAAAGCAAAAAAGAAAAAUAAACGAUUGAUCUUUGUCAAGAUUUGCUAAUAUUAUCGGUUUACAUAUUUACAAUAGUUUAAUUAAGUAAUGAGUACUGUAGAUAAAAGUACAAUUUCUCUUAUUUAAAUAUACAUAUGUACGAGAUGGUAUGUAUGAUGUGACGACCGUGUUCAAUAAAGGCGAACCUGACAGAAAUAAUA